AUGAGUAGGCAUGAGGCUGAUUCCACGAAAGAUGACAUCACUGGUACCUUUUCUAUUAACUAUAUUCCUGUUAAAGUCUUGUUUGAUUCUGGUGCAACUUUUUCUUUCAUUUCAAAGGCCAUUGUUUCAAAAUUAUCAAACCGUUUGAAAACCGUAGAUGAGGUAGAUUUGUCUAUAGUUAUUCCUACGGGUGGGGUAGUAAAGUGUAACAAGACCUUUAAAGAUGUACCUUUAGAAAUCGAAGGAAAAGUGUUUUUGUCAGAUCUCAUUGAGUUUGGGUUGAGUGACUUUGAUGUCAUUUUGGGAAUGGAUUGGUUGAGCAAGUACAGUGCAGAGAUUAGUUGUAGAUCACAGAAAGUAAAAAUGAGUACAGCUGAUAAUGAGUGGGUGACAUAUUGA
Molecule: messenger RNA, 399 nt
Organism: Chenopodium quinoa (quinoa)
Lineage: Eukaryota; Viridiplantae; Streptophyta; Magnoliopsida; Caryophyllales; Amaranthaceae
Exons: 1
Coding region: 1-399 (132 amino acids)
Biological process (GO): proteolysis
Molecular function (GO): aspartic-type endopeptidase activity
Source: RefSeq, a predicted model, not a curated record